AAACAGACAACAGCUGUCCGAGUGUACAUUUGAAGUCUAUCCAGAUAUUUAUUUUUUGUGCCCGGCCAAAAAAUGCGAAGACAUUUGAAACAAAAUAUAAAACAACUGACGACCAGCUACCAAAAUGGUUUUUAUUCACCCCGGCAUGUUACUGAUUGUGCCUUAGAUAAUGCUGUUAAGUUUAAAGAGCUAAAUGCCUUCAUCCGCAUCACACCGGAGUUGGCGUUACAUCAGGCCAAAGAAUCAGCCCAUCGUUAUCAUGAGAAACAAAGUAAGGGUGCAUUGGAUGGUAUAACCAUUGCCAUAAAGGAUAAUUUCUGUACCGAAAAUGUACACACAACCUGUGCCUCAAAAAUGUUGGAAAACUUUGUACCGCCUUACAAUGCCACCGUUUAUGAACGUUUGUUGAAAGCUGGUGCUAUUUUAAUAGGAAAAACAAAUAUGGAUCAAUUUGCUAUGGGUUCUGGUACGGUAGAUUCUAUUUUUGGUCCAUCCAAAAAUUGUUGGAGUGAAGAUUUUAGUGAAAACAACUGGCGUAUAACUGGUGGUAGUUCUGGGGGCUCAGCCUUAGCUGUUGCCAGUGGCAUUUGUUAUGGUUCAAUUGGUUCCGAUACUGGCGGCUCAACUCGUAAUCCUGCCUCGUAUUGUGGUGUUGUAGGUUUCAAACCAACCUACGGUUUAGUUUCCAGACAUGGACUUAUUCCCUUAGUAAAUUCCAUGGAUGUACCUGGUAUAUUUACACGUUGUGUAAGCGAUUGUGUGGAUAUUCUAAAUGCGGUGGCUGGUCCAGAUAAUCGAGACUCCACUACCAUCAAAAAACCUUAUCGCCAAAUUAACCUUUCCGAACCAGAUCAAAUUGAUUUAAAAAACAUACGUAUUGGCAUACCUAAAGAAUAUCAUUGUAAUGGCUUAUCAGCAGAAGUACUACAGACCUGGAGAAAAAUUGCCGAUAUACUGGAAACUGGAGGGGCGCAAGUGAAACAAGUUUCGCUUCCACACACUGCAGCCAGUAUUUUUGUGUACUCGAUUUUAAAUCAAUGUGAAAUAGCCAGUAAUAUGGCCCGUUACGAUGGCAUAGAAUAUGGUCAUCGUGCCGAUGAUGACAGCAGUACGGAACAAUUAUAUGCGAAAACAAGAGCCGAAGGAUUUAAUAAUGUGGUAAAGACCAGAAUUUUAACUGGCAACUACUUCUUAUUGCGCCAAAAUUAUGAUAAAUAUUUUGAGAAGGCUUUACGAGUAAGACGUUUAAUUGCCGAAGACUUUCAACGUGUUUUUGUCACUGGCGACAAUGAUGAAAAAGCGGAUAUACUUUUAACACCAUCUACAUUAUCGGAUGCACCAUUAUAUAAGGAUUUUGUUUCGGUUUCGAAUCGCGAUCAAUGUGCAGUGCAAGAUUUCUGUACUCAGCCGGCCAAUAUGGCUGGCAUACCUGCAAUUUCCAUACCAAUCAGAGUGUCUAGUCAAGGCUUGCCCAUAGGUCUGCAACUAAUGAGCAAUACUCUCAACGAAGAACAGCUGCUUACUGUUGCCAGAUGGAUAGAGGCCCAAGUCAAUUUUAAUUGUUUUGAUAAUGAACAACUUUCCAAAAUUAGUAAAUAAUUUUAAAUUUAUUGAAAAAA
Messenger RNA from Calliphora vicina (urban bluebottle blowfly), 1619 nucleotides. It is a transcript of the gene GatA, whose product is annotated as glutamyl-tRNA(Gln) amidotransferase subunit A, mitochondrial. Gene Ontology annotation, biological process: mitochondrial translation; glutaminyl-tRNAGln biosynthesis via transamidation. The record is from RefSeq and is a predicted model, not a curated record. Gene Ontology annotation, molecular function: glutaminyl-tRNA synthase (glutamine-hydrolyzing) activity. The transcript has 4 exons. Gene Ontology annotation, cellular component: glutamyl-tRNA(Gln) amidotransferase complex; mitochondrion. Lineage: Eukaryota; Metazoa; Arthropoda; Insecta; Diptera; Calliphoridae. The coding region runs from base 73 to 1599 and encodes 508 amino acids.